Messenger RNA from Lodderomyces jiufengensis, 441 nucleotides. Its product is annotated as mitochondrial 54S ribosomal protein mL40. The coding region runs from base 1 to 441 and encodes 146 amino acids. Gene Ontology annotation, molecular function: structural constituent of ribosome. The record is from RefSeq and is a predicted model, not a curated record. The transcript has a single exon. Gene Ontology annotation, biological process: mitochondrial translation. NCBI's taxonomy places the organism in Eukaryota, Fungi, Ascomycota, Pichiomycetes, Serinales, Debaryomycetaceae.
AUGCUCCCAAUAAAUAAACCACAAAAUACCAUAAACCUAGCGCAAAAAGUUUUCCAAAGAUUUAAAAGACAAGCAGCCACAAAUCAACUAAAUUCAUCAACUCAAAAAAUAGUAAAUCAAUUAUCAGUAUUAUCAGCAAGUAGAAAACAAUCAAGAUUAAUUCAAUUAUGUAAUGAAGAUUUAAUUAAACAUAGAACUAUAAUGAAUGCAUGGAAAUUAUUAAAAAGAAAACAACAACAAAGAAAAGAUCAUCAAUUAAGUUUACAAUAUAAAAGUAUAUAUAAUGCAAUGGAAAGUUUAAAAAAUGAAAGUCCUGAAUUAUUUGAUGCCGCUAAUACCAAAAGUAAAUUGAAAUUUACUACUUUCCCUAUAGAAAUGAGAGUACCUACAGAAUACCCACCUAAUAAACCUUGGGUUUAUGCAUAUAAUCCAAAGAAAUAG